Messenger RNA from Candidula unifasciata, 1626 nucleotides. NCBI's taxonomy places the organism in Eukaryota, Metazoa, Mollusca, Gastropoda, Stylommatophora, Geomitridae. The record is from the annotation of a GenBank genome assembly.
AUGUACAGCAUGUACGCCUUCAUGCAGUCAGCAGUGUGGAACACAUGGGGGCCCAUAUCAACCACCAGUGAGGAUGCCUUUGGUUGGGAUGACUCCACGGUAGCCUUGCUUAACAACUGGGGGCCAAUUUCCUAUAUGCUGACUGGCCUGUUUUAUCCCUGGCUUCUGCAGGUUAAAGGUUUGCGAUGGGCAAUAGUCAGCAGUAUGUUUUUUGUGGCUGCUGGAACAGCCUUCCGUGUCAUUACAUCUUAUCCCCCUACAGCAACAAUACUCAUCCACAUUGGUCAGUUCCUGAAUGGUGUUGGAGGCCCUAUAUCCACAGGCUCCAUCCCAGCCAUCUCUGCUGCAUGGUUCCCUCCACAUGAGAGAGUCACGGCCACUGCCCUCAGUAACAGCAUCAACAAUUUUGGCCAGGCAGUCACUUUUAUUCUGGGCCCAGCACUUGUGUCCACGACUCCUGGAAACUCAUCAACAUCAAAUUUAACUUCACGUAUACUCUUGCUAGGUAAACUGUAUCAAGAACAAGCAGCAGGUGAUCCAGACAAUGCAACAGUUGCCCGACAGCUGCAAGAGAGGCAUGAGAUCAUGCUGUACAUGUAUUAUGCAUGUGGAGCUUGUGUGUUGUUGUUUGUGUUGAUGCUGCUGUAUUUUCCUGCCAAACCACCCCACCCUCCAUGUGUCUCAGCAACGGUCGAGCGCACCAAGUAUUGGGAAGGACUCUGGUUUUUGAGAAAGAAGGUCUACUUUCUACUCAUCACCUUGUCGUAUGGCAUUUCUACGGGAGUCAUGGUUGCCUGGGGCAGCGUCAUCAACAUUAACUUGAAGACUGUUGGUGUGGAUGAGGAGACAGCAGGAAUGAUUGGUUUCUAUUCUACAUUAGCCGGCUGUGCUGCUUCAUUACUUGUUGGGAGAUUUGCUGACUGGUUCGUCCAUUACAUGAAACUGUAUAUACUCAUCAUGUACAUUUUGGCCACCAUUGCUCUGAUUGUGUUUUCUCUCAUGCUGAUCAAUGUCAUUCCACAUUCCCUAGUUGGCUUCUACGUAACCGUUAUUGCCUCGACUGCCCUGGUCAACGCUGCUGUGCCUCUGCUCUAUGAACUGGCCUGUGAGAUGGCCUUCCCAACAAGUGAGGCAGCAGCCAAUGGUUUGUUGACGCUCUUCAACAGUUUCUGGAGCUUGGUCUUCCUGGCCGUGCUCUCCAUUCCAGGCGUUGGUACCAUGUGGAUGAACUGGACCAUAGUUGGGUCCACUGCAGUGUGCAUUCCGCUGAUCGCUCUUAUUAAAGGGAGAUUCAACAGACUCGAAGUGGACGAGUGUAUUCAUACGGAGAAUUACACAGAGCAAGAAGUUGAGGUUCCAGAUGAUGAUGACGAUAAUGUCCACAGUCCUUUACUUGCAAACGGCCAUGUACCCACAGAAAGAUAUGUGGACAAAGAAGUACCUGUUCCAAGGACAUAUGGCUCAAUUGUGCCUCGGCAGUAUGCGAUUCAGAAUAAUGUACAAAAUGGCAGUGUGUUGGUGGAUACAAACGGUGUCCUCCUAGAUGCAGAUAGUCACUCAGAUUUUAAUGUCUCUGACGACCAGGAUGAAAUUACAAGACUCUUGGUUCCAGAUCAGCGGGUGUGA